This is a messenger RNA of Mauremys mutica (yellowpond turtle), 945 nucleotides long. Its product is annotated as myosin heavy chain, striated muscle-like. The transcript has 6 exons. The record is from RefSeq and is a predicted model, not a curated record. The coding region runs from base 1 to 945 and encodes 314 amino acids. Lineage: Eukaryota; Metazoa; Chordata; Testudines; Geoemydidae.
AUGGCUGCCGCGGAGCUGUACGCGCAGCCUUGGCGGCUCUCUGCUCUCUACCCAGAUGGUGGCAAGCCAGAAAGCUGUGGUGAUCCAGAGCGCGGUGAGGGGCUGGCUGGCUCGCACCAAGUACCUUCGGGUGCGCAGGGCGGUGGUCUAUCUGCAGUGCUGCUACCGGCGCAUGCGGGCUCGCAGGGAGCUGAGGCGGCUCCGGAUCGAGGCCAAGUCGGUGGAGCACUACAAACAGCUCAACAAAGGCAUGGAGAUCAAAGUGAUGCGCAGCUGCAGUGCAAAGUGGAUGAGCAGGCCAGGAAGAUCUGGAGUCUCUCGGAGCAGCUGUCGGCACUGAGAGCCUCCCACAGCGAGGAGGUGGAGCGGCUGUGCAGUGAGCUGCGGGAGGACAAGGCGCAGGAGACGUGCAUCCGGGAGCUGCAGGAGCAGCUGCAGCGCGUGGAGUCGGAGAAGAGCUGCUCGGAAGGCCGGCUGGGCCAGGAGAUGGAGGAGCUGAAACAGCACCUGACUGAGCUGGAAGCCAUGAAAUCCAAUCUGAAGGAAGAGAAGGACGCUCUCAACCAGCAGAUCAUGGAGCAGUCGCAGGAGCUGGAAGACCAGCUGCGCCGGCGCGCGGCGGAGAGCCAGGAGCUGCUGUGCCAGCUGGAGGGGGAGAGGGCUCGCUACCAGAACCUGGUGAAGGAGCGCGCCCGCCUGGAGCAGUGCUGCGAGAACCUGCAGGAUGAGGUGGCCUUCCAGAAGGUGAGCAGUGCGGGCUGGGCUGAUGCCCUGGACAUCCCAGAUACCCCGGGGAGCCAGGUCGCCUUCCUGGUGGCGGUGACGUCGGGAAGACGAGUCUCAGAGAUUAAGGCUUUGGCCUCGGAACCACCUUACACGGUGUUUUAUAAGGACAAGAUCCAGCUGCGGCCUUCCUGCCAAAGGUGGAAUCUUCCUUCCACAUGA